Molecule: messenger RNA, 698 nt
Organism: Suillus subalutaceus
Lineage: Eukaryota; Fungi; Basidiomycota; Agaricomycetes; Boletales; Suillaceae
Exons: 3
Coding region: 51-560 (169 amino acids)
Source: RefSeq, a predicted model, not a curated record
UCGCACUCGACCGCAACCCCUUAAGCUUACUAUCUGCACGCAUAGUCGGAAUGGAUGACAGUACUCCCAAGUGUAAUCCUUCACCCGAACCUUGCGAUGUGGAAAAACAGCAGUUCGUAGACUUGGAAAAGAUCGAGGAACCGAUGCCGCUUUACUUGACACUGUUCUCAGCGGUCGCAACUGGGUCAAUUUUGUGGUUUUCCAGUGAGACGCAACUAGAUUCCCCUGUUGACGUUGAUGUCCCUACGCACGAUCCUCAAACGCAUUCGCUACGCCAUACGCUCUUACGCGUAGUCUUCAUUGUCGGCACCUUACUGAGUUUCUGCGUGGCACUCCUCAUCGUUUUGAGCAAGAUCCUCAUGCGCCGGCACACGCUCACUCUGGUACUACCGCCUGAUGGUCCUCGUCACCUCCACAAGUAUAGGGUUCAAUGUCUACCCGCGAUACCAGCAUCAAUGCCUACGUGGUUCAUGCAGCUUCUCAAGUCAUUGUGGUGGAUCUUGCUACUUGUUCAGUUGGUGAUUGGUAUGGCACUACUCCUGAUCCGCUGGCUCUUUUAGUGGCUCGCCCUUGCCCAUUAUCCUUACACUCUCUCAAUCUGGCAACAAUACUUCGCAUCGUCUCUUUCUUGCAACGAAGUUUAUGUAUACCUUCACCCUUGACCCAUCAGCCACAGAACGAUUUUAUUUUAUUAUGAG